AGCUUCUGAACCAAUCAAACACCAUGUCUUACAAGACAGAGAAGGAAGCCUUCGUCAGUAACCUGAACGGCACCACAGUCGCGGAGAUCGCCCUCGUUAACGCCUCUGCACCGCUGGCUGUGCUCCUGAGAGCUGUGGUCAUCCCCUGGCUGUUUGGGCAAAUGUACAGCAAGUUUAACAUUGGGCAAGCCAACAAAAACGGCUCAACCCACAGAAAGCCGUCAAAACCGGCUCACACCCACAGCAACCCGUCAAAACCCGCUCAAACCCACAGCAACAUGUCAAAACCCACUCAAACCCAGAGUGUAUCCCUCCAGACAAUUCUUGAUAGAAAACUUUCAGAAACCGUGCCCUUUGUUACAAACUACAGGGCCUAUGCAAAUAUUGCCACUGCGAUUUGUAUUUUGGCGGUAGAUUUCCAUAUUUUCCCGCGGAGAUUUGCCAAGGCAGAAAUGUACGGAACGGGUCUGAUGGAUGCCGGAGUUGGCUCGUUUGUCGUGUCCAAUGCCAUCGUCUCUCCUGAGGCAAGAGGAAAAUACAGAAUGGCAAGGAGUUUGUCAGGAAAACUGUCCAACAUCGCCCAGUCUGUCAGGUCCACAGCCCCCCUGUGGAUGAUUGGUUUGUCCCGCAUGGUAGUGGUGAAAGCGUUAGACUACCAGGAACACGUGACGGAGUACGGCGUACACUGGAAUUUCUUCUUCACUCUAGCAGUGGUCAGGGUCCUGUCAACUGCAGUGCUCCAGUUUACCGGAGCUGGUAUGAGUGGCCUGUUGUCAUUGGUCCUUGCAGUGCAGUACCAGUUUGCCCUGUCCAAUCAGGGCUUGCAAGAGUUUGUCCUGCACGGUUCUGAUGGAAGGGACUCACGUAGGGGUUUCCUGGAUGCCAACAGGGAAGGGAUCUGCUCCUGCUGGGGGUUUCUGGCUGUCUACUUCACUGGGGUGGAGCUGGGGAGGUUCAUCUUUAGGAAAAGAUCAACAGUACAGCAGUGGCUUGUGGGCUGUGUUCAGCUGCUCGUGUCCUGUGGAGUGUUCUGGGUCCUGUUGGUCCUGUGUGAGGAGUAUGUGGAACCUGUAUCCAGACGUACAGCUAACCUCCCCUACCAGCUCUGGAUGAUGGUUUACAACAUCCAGAUUAUUGGCAGUAUGCUAUUGGUGGAUCUGGUGGUUGUCAUAGCAGCGGAGCUGAGACUGUUGAAGAGAGAGUACAGUCCACGGAUUUGGGGUGUAGAGCCAACCACAGGUGACAGUAAGGAUGCUGUCCCCACUGAACAGCAGCUGCCUGAUUGGUGCCUGCUGUCAGCUGUCAACAGAAACCAGCUGUUCUUCUUCCUGCUGGCCAACCUGCUGACCGGAGCUGUGAACCUGUGUGUGGACACGCUGCACACCGAACCCUUCAUGGCCUUCUGUAUCGUGUUUGCCUACAUGUUACAGCUUUGUAACGUAGUGGUUGUGCUUCAUGCUAGAAACAUCUCACUAAAGUUCUGGUGAGUCUUACUCAGGGUGUUGAAUGGUAGAGUGUUGCCAGGCUAGCAGACACAAGAGUGAGAGGACAUGGGUUUGACUGCUGGCAUUCCUGGCUAGAUGUAAUGGCACUUUCCACAACUUUCUUCACUCCAGCCAGGUGUAAAUGUACAUAUGGGUACCUGAAUUGGUUGGGGAGGCAAAAGGUAUCAAAGGAGAGGGAUUGGCUCGGCCUUCCAAUACUGUGCCCGAGACGUUUACACAGUGGAGUAAGAACCCACUUUCCUUAUGGCCACAAAAAAUGGUUAUAUACCUUUAUAUACCUGUUUUUUAUACCAAGGUACAAGUGUUGUUUGCUGUUUGCAAUUAUAUUUGCUUUUACAUGAACACAGUCCAGUUCUGAAGAGUUUGUUGUAGAAGGACCUCUUGCAGUAUGGUGUUUUAAUAGUGGGUUCUUAUAGUACAGCAUUGAGCUGCUAUGUAGCUCUGUGCAAUGUACAUGGCACAUCCCAGUUCUGGUUUGUUGUUCAGGGAUGUCAUUGCUACAGUAUGAUUUUGACUAUUUGUUAUGACAUUCCUUGUAAUGUGCAGUGGUUACAUAGUUAUGUUCUGCUAGCAAAACUAAUUCACCUAUAAUCAGCCAGAAAUGUGUUUGUAAAGUUAACGCAAUAGCUUACACAGUUAAUAUAUUUUGCAAUGAUGCAACAGAAAUGUCAAAUUAAAGUAUAAUUUUGUAAUCUUGUUUGCCACUAUACAUGAUGUAUCGCUUCAACUAUAACUUGUAGCAUCACACCUUCUUCAAUAGCAGCAACCAUACAUGUAGGUGUCAUUGUUUCUUCAAUGUUUUUUCAUGCAUCCAUUAUCAUUACAUUUUCUGCACCAAAUACAAGUAUUUGACAGUGGACUGCAUUGCAGCCCCAUCUAUCAUAUCAGGCUAGUACUGCAAGGUGAUGGCAUCUAAGUCAUUUAUUAGAUAAAAAUGCAAUAAAGACAUAAAGAAUGAACAUCACCGGG
Branchiostoma floridae (Florida lancelet) is the source of this 2474-nucleotide messenger RNA. RefSeq names its product phosphatidylinositol-glycan biosynthesis class W protein-like. Bases 24 to 1487 code for a protein of 487 amino acids. Gene Ontology annotation, molecular function: glucosaminyl-phosphatidylinositol O-acyltransferase activity. NCBI's taxonomy places the organism in Eukaryota, Metazoa, Chordata, Leptocardii, Amphioxiformes, Branchiostomatidae. Gene Ontology annotation, cellular component: membrane; endoplasmic reticulum. Gene Ontology annotation, biological process: GPI anchor biosynthetic process; protein localization to plasma membrane. The record is from RefSeq and is a predicted model, not a curated record. The transcript has 7 exons.